Dermochelys coriacea (leatherback sea turtle) is the source of this 6560-nucleotide messenger RNA. RefSeq names its product leucine rich repeat containing 19 (gene LRRC19). The record is from RefSeq and is a predicted model, not a curated record. The coding region runs from base 100 to 1224 and encodes 374 amino acids. Gene Ontology annotation, cellular component: plasma membrane. Gene Ontology annotation, biological process: positive regulation of non-canonical NF-kappaB signal transduction; interleukin-8 production. The transcript has 5 exons. Gene Ontology annotation, molecular function: signaling receptor activity; protein binding. NCBI's taxonomy places the organism in Eukaryota, Metazoa, Chordata, Testudines, Dermochelyidae.
CAAAGUAAAGUGCUGUUGCAACACAUUACUUCUUUUUAAUGCACAGGAAACACACAACUAUACAUAUGCUCUCUCAGAAAAAAUAGAAAGAUUUUGAACAUGAAAAUCCCUUGGCUAAUGAUCUGGAUUGGAGCACUAUUUUCCAAUCCAGUCACGGCUGACUGCAAUAUUACUUCUCUUUCUGUUACUUAUGAGGAAUUUGGAAAGAAUUACUCUUCUAUCCCUACCUCCCUAAGUAAAAGUGUUACUAAACUGUGUCUUAGUAAUAACAACAUUACUUUAAAUGAUACUGACAAAAAGGUUCUUCAGCUAUUUAUUAACUUGACUCAACUCUAUCUGAAUGAAAAUGCCAUUACUGUGGUAUAUAAUAAUACCUUCUGCAAUCUGUUAAAACUCACAGUUCUAGAUAUUAGUAGUAAUUAUAUCAGUACAAUCGAACAGGCUGGCCUAAAUCAAUUAUCCAUAUUGUAUCUAAAUCAUAACAAAAUAACCCAGCUGGAUUCUGACACAAUUACAACACUAAAAAACCUGACAAUUUCGAGAUUACAGGACAAUUUGUUGAAGUACUUUGAUGUAAAAGCUUCAUUUAAACUGAUUACCUUAAAUGGAAAUCCAUGGAAUUGUUCCUGUGGCCUGCUCAGUUUACAGAAAUGGUUGAAUACCUCAAACAUGACAAUUGAACAUGAAAAUGACACUCUGUGUGCGUAUCCAGAUGUCUGGAACAAAUCUUCUAUCAAGACAGCACCUAUCCAAAAAUCUGAUUGUGACUCAAGAAGAGGCUCUAUAGCAGUCACUACAUCCUCCACAUCUGCCAUCAGUCCUAAAAACAUUGCCAUUUUAACAUUCUCUCUCAACUCUUCAAAUAACAAUAUUAGGAGUAAUGCAUCACAUCCAGGUUCUCCACCUCUCGGCAAAACUUGGGCCUUUCUGCUGGGUGUUCUGGUGUUUGUCCUAAGCACUUCACUACUGAUUUUUAUUGCCAUAAAAUUCCCACUGUGGUACCAAUACUUGAUCAGUUACAAUCACCGUCAUCUGGAAGAGUAUGAACCAGAAAUGUUUGAUAAGGAGUUCACAACUGAUCUGAGCACUUUUCCAUCAAUAUCAAAUACCAAUGAGCAUGAUGCCAUUGUAGCAUUUGAACAAAUUCAUACAUUUGUACUUGAGGAGGAUGGAUUUAUUGAAGACAAAUAUAUAGACGACCCUGGAUUAACUGAAGAGGUCUAAAUUCUUACAUGAUGGAUGAUAAUUUGGCUUUUCAAUAGCUGAUUAUAUAGGAUCAAUCCAUUCAAAAUCUUGUAUAUAAAUAUUUCUAAUAUAUAUAUCACAGACAGAACUCAAAGCUCUCAAUCCCUCUCUUUUGGACAAAUCUGUGGCACAUGUUGUAUUAACUGUAGAGGUAAGAAAUCUGGUGUUGUGCAUGUAUUACCACAGUAACAAAUAUUUCAAAGUACAUAAGCAUAUAUUUAUAUGUCUGACACUAAAAUCUCACUGUUUGAUUAUAAUGGGAGAAAAUAACAUCUACUUCUUAUAUAGUAUUUUCAUCAGUAGAUCUCAAAACACUUUACAAAGGUAGCAUCGUUACCCCCGUUUUACAACCAGGAACUGAGGCACAGAUUGGGGAAGUGACAGGCCCAUGUCACCCAGCAGGCCACUGGCAGAAGUGGGAAUUGAACCCAGGUCUCCUGAGUCUCAAUUCAAUGCUUUAUCCACUAGGCAAAACUAAAAACAUUGAGUAUCUAAGCCAAAGUCAGUUUUCUUUACUCAUAAACAAAAAAUAUUUGUUUGAGGAAGCAAAACAAAUAUACUGUCUCACCCCCAUCAUUUAAAUGCAUUCAAGGACAAAUUACCAUUAUUAUAUAUCAACCAUCUUUUUAUCUUAUCCCACUGUUGUCUGAUGUCUUUUUUGUUCACAGGUUAUGAAUAUUUGAAAACUGCCAAUGCAGUACAUAUUUUUAACAACUUAAAGAAAACACUGAGAAAUUUCCAUUAUUAUUCCAACAUUAUUAAACUGCAGAUAGAUGAACCUCUUCACGAUUUUCAAAUGUUCUUAAAAUCAGGUUGAGAUAUAGGAAAACAUUUUAUUUAAGGAAUAAUUUAUAGUAAAUGAGAAAAUAGACAUUUGUUUUUAAUAUUAGAAGAAAAAUGUAUUUUGUAUUAUUUCACAAAAUUGUUUAUAAAAUACAGCCAAUAGCAAAAUGUUCCACAUUUUUCAUCACUUUUUAUUAAACCUUUAAAGUCACAAAAUCUUUAUGUUGUAUAAAAAACAAAACUUGAAACAUUAAUGGCCCAAAUGUAUCCUCAAAUAGACCCACUGGAAUAAAUGCUAUUGGUUUAGGCAUGUCUGAGGACAGAAUUGGCACCAACUGUAAAAACAAAUAUACUACAAAAACUUGUGAUGUAUUUAUAAAACAGUUAGCAGGUAUGUGGUCAUUUUUAGUGUAUUUAGAAAUCACUGAAUAACUGAUUUUAAUUGUGUUAUGAUGGCUAUGAUAACAUUUGUUUCUUUCAGUCAGGAAGUCAGACUAACUAUAAAGCAAUCUUGAUGAAACAAAAUGUUGUCAAAGAACAAAAGUGUUUGUUUUUAAAGGAGACAUUGAUUCUUACAUAAUGUUCUUUUAAAUAACUUCAUUUUUGUUCUACUGAAUGACAUAUUUAAUUGCAAUAUUUAAUGAAUACAGAUGCAGUAGUGACAGAAUAACCUGUAGGAUUAUUGACCUGAAAAUUUCUGAUUGACUUAGAGAACAAACCCAUUAUGUGUUCAGCUAAUUAGAAAUCAACUUCUUUAUUAAAAUAUAUUGAAACAAUAUUUUAAAUGUACUUUAGGACUAUGCUGUACUUUAAAAAGUUGACUGAGUGACUGAAGUUUUAUUUCCUACAAACUUUAUUCAGUGACAUUUGUAGAACAUACAUGCAACUCUUAGGCAAUAUUUUUCCGAGUUAAAAAUCCCCCAAUCAGAUCACUUCUUCACUCUUACCCUUUUAAUAAACUACUUUAUGCUAAAAUUCAAUUUUCUGAUAUUUGAUAUACUUACGCUUGUCUCUCUGUAAAUAUUAUAUCAAUACUCUGAGCUUCCCGGUCAUUUUGAGUUUUUAUCUGUUAAAAAAAAAAAUCAAUACUCAGUAACAAAUUUUUGCAUGAAAAGAUUCUUGCCACUAAUGAAAAUAUAAACAGUAUCCAUUCAUCCAAGGUUAUACAAGCAUUUGAAUGAAUGAAGAGAAUGGAAGACCAAAAUGGAGAUGGGAAAGAACAGCAGCGGCCUCCUACUACAAAGGCCUAUCUGAUGCGGCAGAGAUAGAUUAUGUAACUGUAAUUCCCACUGGAAGCCUGCAUUUGAAUAGUAGCUUUAAUCAUAGAAACUGCACAUCAGUGUUUUUAUUAAUAAUCAGGUUGGAUCACUUGGGGUAAAAAUAUUUUCACCGCUUCUCGAGCUACUGGAAGCCUCUUUUCAAAGAAAAGUUCCUUCUGACUAUGAACACAGUGAGCACUGGCGCAGUCUUGGUGCCUGAAGGCACCCUCCAGCAAACUUAUGAAAUCAAGAAAGAACUUCAAGGGAAAGCACAGCUGAUAUGUGUUUGCUUUUGAACACACCAUAGGCCCAUUAAUGCACUAUUGCUUUGGAGUCAUUUGAAGGGCAGAGCAUGGAGGAGAAUGAAGAAAAACUCAAGCGCCUGGGGAAUUUUACAAGCAAGACUGUUGCAUGUGGUCAGCCUGUCAGGUGGUUAGUUUUCUGUGCCCUCCACCCAAAUAAUGUGUGAUAUAUGUGAAUAUUGGUAUCUUGGGUUGGGAGACAUACCUCUCUUACCUGAACCAGAGAAAUACCAUGGGCUUUGAGGAUAAUUCUAAGAGCAACUGUGUCACUGACCAACACAGAUAUGCCAGCAUUAGGGUCGAAACAGCUGGAUGAAAAGGUGUAGUCAGUCUUUCAAUAACUGCAGCUCUGCACAUGUUGUUUUAACAUGUAAACCACAGUAUUUUAACACAAUGAAUCUAGGAUCCCAGGAUACUACAUUUAAUACCCCAUGCAGUGUUUUCAGGGUAUAGUCAAGAUCUAAAUUUUAGACACGUACUACCUUGGGAAGCAAAAAGAAGAACUGGAUUCACUGAAAACAUAAGAAAUACUUGAUGAGUCUUUUACAACAGAAACUUUAAUCUAUUUAAUUUUUAAAAAACUAUCAAUUCUGUUUCUGGAAAACAAUUAUAAAGUGUUUGCUAAACUUUGAGACAACGAAGUUUUAUGUGGUCAUAAUUCUAUAACUAACUAAGGCCUCAGUCCCCCAAACACUUACACAUGUGCUUAACACACCACACACAUGCAGCUCCAUUGAAGUCAUGUGGGUCCCAACUCUGCAAACUUGCCUAGCAUUACUCACCUGAAUAAUCCCAUUACAGUCAAUAGACAGUUUAGGUCAACAAAAUCAUGCAUAUGCACAAACAUUUGAAGGACUGAAGUUGUAAUGUAUAUAUAUAUUUUCAUUGUAAAUACUAUAUUAUCAUGGCAAAUACUCAAACUCUUACCAUAUUAUAAUCGCUCAUCACUUCUUCCAUAUCUGUAUUGGUGUUAAGUUUAUCCACUAGCUGAAACAAGAAAGAAGCUCAAACAGUUAAUGCUCUGUUCUUUUUAAUCACAUUAAAGAAACAUACAAGAAGCUAGAAAAAACUCUUAAAUCAUUCUUUGAAACUGUUACAAAAGAAAGAGAUGACUGGUAUGGUAUUGCAAACAAAAAUCUGAAAUUAGAAAUUUUAAUAUACCACAUGUAAGCUUCAUAUUUCAAAAUUCUUACAAGUUCUGUACAACUGUAUAGAAAAUUAAUACUAAAUAACAUUAAUAUUACAGAAGCAGUAUUGAUUUCUCACAUCCAAAGCAAAGUUAAUUACUUAUAAUAUCCAGUAUAUUUUCUUUUCUUUUCUUUUUUAAAAUACUCUCCUUGGUUUCCCUCUCCUUCUUACAAGCUUCAAAAUAUUUUUCCUCUCUACUGAUUUUGUCCUUUCCUGUGGACAUAGAGAAAGAAAGGCUAAUUUUCAACUCCACGUCAAAUUUGAAACAAAAUGUAUCUGUCCAAUUAGCUUAAAUCUCUUAAUAACUUAACUAUGGCUAUGAACACUCUUCAAAACAGUGCUUGUUAGUUAGGCAACCACUGCUGCACAACUGAUAGAAAACACUAUUUUUUUGAUUCUUUGCAAACAUAGGUUAUUCUUUGGGAUUUUUAAAAACAGUAAACUAGAGCAUUGAACAGUAUAAAAUUCCUCAAAACACAUGCUCUUUGCCCCAAAAGAUCAGCUUUAAGACUGCGGUCUUAGAAUAUAGAAGGCAUUCUAUAUCACACUGGAAUGAUUUUAAAGUAACUAACAUUUCAGGUCUAGGCAACUUGACAGAAUCCUUUUAAAGUCACAAUAUUGUGAUGCACAUAUACAAUAAAGUUGUAGAAUAUUGCUAAAAAUUUCUAGAUCCAUAAAGAGAUAACACUGAAAGAGAUAACACUGCAUUUAGUAGUGGAGGUAUCAGUGUAGAGGUGAUCAGAUGUAAGAAACCAGACCGCUGACAUGUAAAAUUAGACAGGUUUAGAGGAUUUUGUUUUUGUUUUUAGAUAAGGGCUGGGGGAAAGCUGAGAGAUGCAGAGGAACACAGUUUGGGUAGAGACAUCCCUUAGGGAUGAAUUUAUUAAAGGGGGAACUCCACAUCCAAGUAAAGAGGAUAGAAAAGAAGUUGGUAAAGUACAGGAAGGAGCUAGUCAGGAACAGUAAAGAAUAAGAGGUCCCAUUUAAAUACAACAUAUAAAAGCAAGCAACUGAAUAUUGACAAAAUGUACAAGUUCUUAUACACAAAUGUGGGAAGUCUAAAUACUAAGAUGGGUGAAGUAGAGUGCCUGGCAUUAAAUGAGGCUAUUGAUAUAGCAGGCAUCACAAAAACUUGGUGGAAUGAACACGAUCUAUGGGACCCUAAAAAUCAGUGUACAAAAUAUAUAGGAAUGACAAAGCAGGUAGUGGGGGAAUUAUCUCCAUAUUCACUGGAUACAUGUCAUCUCAGGAAGGCAUUCAGAGAGAAUAUUUCUAGACACCAUAAAUUACUGCUUCUUGGAGCAGCUUUCCUUGGAUCCCACAAGGGGAAGAAGCAAUUCGUGAUUUACUCAUAAGCAGUGCACAGGAUCUGGUGCAACAGGGAAUAUAGCUGAACUGCUUGGUAAUAGAAACCAUAACGUAAUGAAAUGUAACAUCCUUUUUGGACAAAAAAGACAAAAGAAACCUAGCACAGUAGCAUGCAACUUCAAAAAGGUGAACUAAACAAAAAUGAGGGAAAUUAAAAGGAACAGUCACAGGAGUGAAAUGCCUGCAAACUGCAGAGACUAUUUAAAAAAACACCAUAAUAAAGGUUUAAACUAAAUAUAUACUCAAAUAAAAAAAAAAAAAGUCAGAGGACCAAAAAAAAAAAUGCCACUAUGGUUAAACACCAGAGUAAAAGAGGCAUUUAGAAGCAAAAAGGCAUCAUUUAAAAAUUCGAAAUCAACUCCUAGUAAGGAAAAUAGAACGGAGCAUAAAUUCUGGCAAGUCAAGUGUAAAAGUA